Molecule: messenger RNA, 4095 nt
Organism: Dichotomopilus funicola
Lineage: Eukaryota; Fungi; Ascomycota; Sordariomycetes; Sordariales; Chaetomiaceae
Product: phosphatidylinositol-3-/phosphoinositide 5-phosphatase
Exons: 4
Coding region: 1-4095 (1364 amino acids)
Biological process (GO): phosphatidylinositol dephosphorylation
Cellular component (GO): membrane; cytoplasm
Molecular function (GO): phosphatidylinositol-4,5-bisphosphate 5-phosphatase activity; phosphatidylinositol-3,5-bisphosphate 5-phosphatase activity
Source: RefSeq, a predicted model, not a curated record
AUGGACUACAACCCCAGUGCGCCGCCCUCGACGGCUCUGUGGCCCGGCCAGGCGCCGUCCCCCGAAAAGUCGAGCCAGAUCUUGAUCCGCGAAUACCCCCAUCGAGCCAUUGCCAUCGCAUCGAACUCGCACGCCCUCAUCCUCCGGCACAGCACCACAACAAGCGAAUCCAUUGCGAACGGGUCCCUUGCCUCCGUGGCAUCCGGCCGCCAACGCUCAGCUACCUCCGACAAUGCGGCUUCGAAGUGCAUGGUCGAGUUCUCCUCGACCUCGGAAAAGCUGCUAGCCGACUACCGCCCCCUCACGCCCCGGCCGAUCUAUGGAACACUCGGGCUCAUAUCAAUCGAGCGAGAUGUGUUCCUCUGCGUGAUUACCCAGGCCUCGCGGGUCGCAACCCUUCGCCCUGGCGAAACCGUGGAGAAAAUCGAGGCUGUGCAGUUCUUCUGCCUCAACUCGGCCGAAUAUGAUGACGUCGUGGCCCUCGAUCCCUAUGAAAUGGAUUCGGAUGUGUUGCCUCCGUACAGUCAAGGACUGGGUCGGCGGGACGUCCCUAUAGAACACCCAUGCUUGGAAUUACAGAAAUUGCUCGGGAAUGGGACCUUUUACUAUAGCACCGACUUUGACGUCACAAACCGCAUGCAAGACAGGCCGGCCGAUGCUGCGGAAUUCGAUAUAGAUAAUUUUGACGAAUCCUUUCUCUGGAACUCCUACAUGAUCCGGCCGCUUGUUCUUUUCCGAUCACGACUACAAAAACACGAGCGAGACGCGCUGGACGCUUCGAGGAUAUUGACUUCAGCGAUCCGUGGGUUUUGCAGGAGUUGGGCGAUACCACAAAGUACAGCACCAUUGAGCUCCGGGAGAUCGGGACUGCCGUCCUACCUGACUAUCAUUUCCCGCUUGUCUUGUCGGAGGGCCGGGACGAGGUUUAAUUCACGGGGUAUUGACGACGAUGGGAACGUGGCCAACUUUGUGGAAACGGAAACAACCUACUGGAGUCCCUCUGGAGUGGUGUUCUCCUAUGCUCAAGUUCGGGGCUCAGUCCCAGUCUUUUGGGAACAGGCCGCCGGUCUUUUACCCAACCAACAAAAGAUCACCGUCACCCGCUCGGCUGAGGGAACACAGCCGGCAUUUGACAAACACUUCUCGGAGUUGGAGCAAGCAUAUGGGGCCGUUCACGUAGUGAACCUCUUGAGCGCUACCAAGCCCGGAGAGUACGAGCUCACCAACCUUUACAGACUUGGCGUGCGAAACUGCCCUCUCAGCCGGCCGGAGGGCGGAAAUCAGUCUCGGGAUCAUGCGCUGUUGCGGGAGACAGAGUAUGACUUCCAUGCGGAGACCAAAGGGCCCCAGGGGUACGUGGCGGCGAAUGAGAUCCGUCGGUACAUUGAGAACUCGGCCGACGGGUUUGCGUAUUAUCUUGCGCAAGAGUCUGACGAUACUGGGCGCUCGAACGGGAGCAUGGACGGCCAUAAGAAACGCCGUUAUGUUGUCGUGUUACAGCAGGAGGGUGUCUUUCGGACAAACUGCCUAGACUGUCUGGACAGGACAAACCUUAUCCAGACCAUCAUUUCACAAAUGGCCGUUGAAUCGUUCCUAGGUCACAGAGGAGAAAGAGCCGCGUCCGACUUUUGGUCUCGGCAUGCUAACCUGUGGGCCGACAACGGGGAUUCUCUAUCCAAGAUCUAUGCCGGCACAGGUGCUCUCAAAUCCUCCUUCACUAGGACGGGCAAAAUGUCAUUGGCUGGUGCUAUUGCCGACGUCCGAAAGUCGGCCACCCGGCUAUAUUAUAACAACUUUGCUGACAAGGCCCGCCAAAUCACGAUCGAUACCCUGCUUGGUCGACUGGUCGGUCAAGCGCCCGUGGUCUUAUUCGACCCAAUCAGCGAUUAUGUCGCUGGCGAGUUACAAAAGAGAAGUGCCCAGUAUUCCACUAGCGAGAAGAUUCACAUCUUUGUUGGGACCUUCAACCUCAAUGGCAAAACAGAUGGCAUCCAUGAAGAUUUGUCCCCCUGGCUUCUCCCCCGGGAGCUGGACUCGAUCCAGCCGGAGAUUAUCGCUAUUGGGUUUCAAGAAAUCGUGGAGCUCAACCCUCAGCAGAUCAUGAACAGCGAUCCGACAAGAAAGCAGGUCUGGGAACAAGCCAUCAAAAGGACACUCGACAACCACUAUAACCGAGAGGGGGAUGAGAACUACGUUUUGCUUCGAAGUGGCCAGCUUGUUGGUGCUGCACUAUGCAUUUUCGUGAAAGCAUCAGUGCUCCACAACAUCAAGAACGUGGAAGGGAGUGUUAAAAAGACAGGCAUGUCAGGAAUGGCUGGUAACAAGGGCGCGGUCGCUAUCCGGCUCGACUACGCCAACACACCCAUCUGCUUUGUCACGGCCCACUUGGCAGCCGGAUUUGCCAACUACGAGGAACGGAACCGGGACUAUGCCACCAUCGACCAAGGCCUGCAUUUCCAACGAAACCGGGGGAUUGCUGAUCACGACUCGGUUAUUUGGUUCGGUGACUUCAACUACCGGGUUGGACUCGGGCUAGAAGCAGCCAAAGAUGCGGUCAAGAGACGGGAUCUUGGGCGACUGUUUGAAAAUGAUCAGUUGAACUUGCAGAUGGUCGCGGGGCUGUCUUUCCGCUUUUAUUCCGAGGCGCGGAUCACCUUCAUGCCCACCUACAAGUAUGAUAUCGGGUCCGACAACUUCGACAGCUCUGAAAAGGCACGUAUCCCAGCCUGGACAGACCGCAUUCUCCGCAAAGGGACCAACCUCCGCCAGUUGGCGUACAACUCGGCGCCUCUCCGCUUUUCUGAUCACCGGCCGGUUUAUGCUGCGUUCGAGUGCAUGGUCAACAUCGUGAACGAGACGUUACGAGACAAGAUCAGCAGGGAGGUCUACGAACGGCGCAAGGCUGAAGUAGGAGGAGACACGGCGAACCUGAUCAAUACCGAGUCGGACGAUGAGGACCUGAUUGGGUACGACGCCAUCGAGCCCGGCCUACCACCGGCCAGUUCCGACCGGCAGAAGUGGUGGUUAGACAACGGCAAGAUGGCCAAGUCAUCCAUCAGCCCACCCAAACCAGACCAUCCCUCAUCGCAAGUCAUUCUAAACCCGAAGCGGCCCACAAAUCCCCAUGUACCCACUGAUGAACCAGACUGGGUCAGCGUGCCCAGGUCCGAGUCCCGCCUGUCGUCAUUCUCGAGCAUGUCAAGCUCGCCGUACGAGCAUGUGGGCCAUUCGACACUCCUCUCCUCGUCGGCUUCAAGCUCGGCGCCUAGGAAGCUGCCGCCACCGUACGAUCCAUCUGCGUUACCCUCUAAGAUUGGGCGAAUGCAGAUCGGAGAGGACAACAAGAGUUUGCAUGGAGACGGAGUGCCUCCUCCCCCUCCGCCUAGGAGGCAGACCGGGAUGGGUACUCCAGCAGCGGCAAGUUCGCCAACCCCGUCGGCGCCACAGAACCGAAAGCCAGUGAAUAAGACCACCCCGGCUUCAUCCGUCGGGCCGGGGCCGGGGCCGGCACCGGCACAAGAGCAAUCAACGAAGCAAAAAGCUGCCCCGCCCGUAGCGAAGAAACCUGCCCAUCUCGCAGCCCCUAUCUCCCCCGCAACCAGCAGCACGGCCAGCUUCACCUCCGACGCGACAGUGCACGGCACGGAUGCGCCAUCCUUCAAUCUUUCCCGUAGUUCAACCACACAACUCACCGGCUCAACACCGGACCUUGUCCGCAGCAUGACCUCGUUACCUACCAGUAGGAACGGCAGUGUGCGAGGCCAGAGUCCACCACCACCCCAGCUUCCUCGACGAACCAACACUGCCGCGGGCGCCACGGCGGCGCAGAAUAGGAUGGCGCCCGCCGGCGGGGUACCGCUGGUCGGGUUAACGAAUCGAGGAAGGGAUAAGGACACGGAGUGGGAGCGGAAAACGCAGCUGCCGGGUAGGAAACCGACGACCCCGUCUCCGCGCCCAACUCCCCUCGCGCAGCUCACCAAACAGGCGCCGCCUCCACCAGCCUCUAGGAAAGCCCCGGCGGCAGCGGUGGACUUGUUAGGAGAUGAUGGGGGAAUGGAUAUGGGUGGAUGGGAGGCUUUGAAACCCUCAUCGUAG